UGGAGCGGUGGCAUUGGAAAAGGCUCUGUUGUUAUAGACGAUUGAUUUGCCUCAUUCUGAGGAUUCCAGGGCAAAGUGGCCCUCCCCCCUGCCUGGCGCCCGCCCUCUCUCCCUCCCUCGAGCAGCAGGAUCUGAACGCUGCUGCUGGGCCCUCCUCCUCCUCCUCCUCUCAUUCCUCCGGCUUCUGGAUUUCCGAAGUUAUUAGGAGAAAUAAGGUAGCCGAGGGGACCACAUGGAAGUUGUGACAGCUCCCCGCGGCGCGCCCCUUUCGCGUGUGCCAGCGCCUCGGCUUAGGAGUUACCGCUGACACGCUGAAUGCAGGAGUUCCCCUGCCAGCCAGCCUACCGGGAUGGGCCACUGCUGCUGCAAGCCUUAUCACUGCCGUCAGUGCCUGGACAAGACGAAUGAAAGUGCCCUUGUGAAAGAAAAAGAGCUGUCAAUCGAACUUGCAAACAUCAGGGAUGAAGUGGCCUUCAACACAGCCAAGUGCGAGAAGCUGCAGAAGGAGAAGGAGGACCUGGAGCGGCGGUUUGAGGAGGAGCUGAGGAGGAUGGGAUGGCAGCAGCAGGCUGAACUCCAGGAACUACAAGAACGGCUGCAGCUUCAAUUUGAGGCAGAGAUGGCACACCUGCAGGAGGAGCACCAUGGUCAACUGCUGCAGGUCCGGUGUCAGCACCAGGAACAGGUUGAAGAUAUCACCGCCAGUCAUGAGGCCGCACUCCUGGAGAUGGAGAAUAACCACACAGUUGCCAUCGCAAUCCUGCAGGAUGACCAUGACCGCAAAGUCCAAGAACUGGUGUCUACCCAUGAACUUGAAAAGAAAGAAUUGGAAGAAAAUUUUGAAAAACUGAGGCUGUCGUUACAGGACCAGGUGGACACGCUGACCUUCCAGAGCCAGUCUCUGCGGGACCGAGCGCGGCGCUUUGAGGAGGCCCUGAGGGAAAACACAGAGGAGCAGCUGGAGGUAGCACUGGCUCCUUACCAGCACUUGGAAGAAGACAUGAAGAGUUUGAAGCAGGUGUUAGAGAUGAAGAAUCAGCAGAUACACCAGCAGGAAAAGAAGAUUAUUGAGCUGGAAAAGCUGGCUGAAAAGAACAUUAUCUUGGAAGAAAAGAUCCAAGUCCUCCAGCAGCAAAAUGAAGACCUCAAAGCCAGGAUUGACCAGAACACAGUUGUCACCAGGCAGCUGUCGGAGGAAAAUGCUAAUCUCCAGGAGUACGUGGAAAAAGAAACCCAGGAGAAGAAGAGAUUGAGCAGAACCAACGAAGAGCUGCUUUGGAAGCUUCAAACGGGGGACCCCACGAGCCCGAUUAAACUCUCCCCCACCUCCCCAGUUUACCGAGGCUCCUCCUCAGGGCCCUCCUCUCCAGCCAGAGUCAGCACCACGCCCAGAUGACGUCACCACUCAGCCCGCGGGAGCUCCGGCUUCUGUUCACCCCGGGAAUGCUGACCAGGUGCCAGCCAGCCGCCCUGCGCGCAUGCUCAGUAGCUGCAUACUGCAUCCCAGGCAGCAGCCUCUUCUGACCCCUGUGUAGACUGACCCGGUACUGGCACUUAGGAAGAUGUAAACAGUAGUCUGAUGUGCAAAAAUGUUUUACCAUAGUUAGAGCCAAAAGACAGACAACUCCAAUUGUUUCUUGAAUGACGAACUUUCACUGCAGAAUUUCAGGUUAGUUACAAAUAGCUCAGUUUUGAAUAUACAUUGAAUAAUCAUUGUGUACUGCACCGAGAUGUGUAUAUAUUUAGAUACACGUAUAUACACAUGCGGCGGUUCCAAAUUGCAUUUUUUAUAAUGUGAUGUGCUGACAUAUUUUAGUGAAGAUCAGCAGUUUUCUAACUUGUGCCUAAGGAUUAUUGGGAAAUGAAAAUGCAUUUCUAUCUAGCUUCCCAGGAAUAUUUCUACCCAAAAUAGAAAAAGGAAAAAAAAAAAUCCAGAUACAGAGAAGAAGCGCCUUUCAACCUGCCAGCAAGUGGUACUCUGUUUAACACAAGCACCAGCGAUUUGUGAACGGUAACUGCCUUUAGAACAAUCCGCUUCUUAGUCCGCUUGACGUGAGGUCACUACCAUUCCAUUCACAAGUUUUAAUUAUGAAUCCUCCUGUCAUGAGUGGAUAAAGGAUAAAAGUGGGAAACUCUAAGGGACUGAGUAGUUUUCCUGCUGUUACUCAUGAUAGCAACUCAUCUGUAGUCAUGUAAACACAGUUUUGCUUUUUUCCUAAAUGGUAUCUUGGAAUCAGUCACUAAGGUACUAUCGUACCCUUGGGAAUACGUAGACCAGCACGACCUUUUGCAGUGAGGAUGAGGAUGACUCUGGAGAUGACCAAGACCAUCCCGUCCCAUCCUCGUGAAGGGGAUCUGCUGAUAGGGUACAUACCUGACCAGGUACAGAGUUAGAAAGUAUCCUCCAUUCUGUUUGGCUUACUGUGAUACAGUGCUGUACAUGGUCAGCUCACUGAAAUAUGACCCUCAGGCCCAUAUUUCCUAGGCAACUACCCUUCAAUUCGGUUCUACAACUCAACCCCAUCACUGCAUAUUGAAAUGGCUCAGGGGUGUUGGCAGGGACUUCCGGAAAACCAAUCUUUCUGUCCUGGAGGACCAGUUCUGAAAGGUGCUAGGUCACCACUCAACCUCUCAGAAACACAACUAUACUUUCUGCGGGAUGAUCAGGGAAACUGCAUUUGACAGUGUCAGCCCCGGAAGGCUCUCCCAAACAGAGGAGCCCACGGAACACCAGCCAGCUGCCACGAGCUCCUGGACUGGCAUUUGUCUCUGAAAUGGUAGAAUUAGAAUGUGAAAGGUAUUUCCGUAGUGCUGUGGAAGUCUAGGAGCAUGAUACACAAAAGAAAGAAGUAGUUUUAACAGUCAGUAGGGUGAUGAUAAUGAUGUCUUUGUUCCCUGUAUAUGACAAAGACCCCUGCACUUUUCUCCCUAAGACCUCUGAACGUCGUCCCGAGCACAGGCCUGUCUCCGAGCGUGUCCCAGGCAAAAAGAACAUGGAAGAAAUGGCCCAUCGGAGGGGUUGGCUUGCCUAAAGUUACAAGCGUGGCAACACAGAGGCAGAUGUGGUCUGUGUACCUCAUGUGACUCCAAGCUAGGCUUCCUGGACUCAGAUACACCUCGUUCCUAGCAAACCUCCAAGGGUCUUGCCCAUUCUGGGGACACACACAGUAGAUACACAUUGGAGAAACAAUUCUUUUCCUUUAGUGGCGCCGCAUGAUACUGUGGUAAUGAGUUGGGCUUUCUGUUAGAGUAGAUGAGGCCACAUCCAAUUAAUACCUAAUAAUUUAUUCUUCUAGCAGGUACAGCCUGCAAACACACGUUUGGUUGUAGCUUAGCUCUCCAAAUGAGGACCAGCUUCUAUAAUUGCACCUGCUAAAUGCAGUUACACAGCAAUACAGACUUCAGUGUGAUGUUAGAAUGUGGUACAGUGUUAGGCUGUUGCGGUCAAAGUUGUAGUGAUGUUAGAACUAAGUAAUCCCUCAUUAGAUGGACUAGAGCUUUGCCCUAACCGGCCCUGACCUUGGGCACUCGAGCUAAUUUCCAUGUGGCCCUGGCGUUGUUUUUUUCAUCACGUACACCCAUCAUGUAUGGCUCCUCGUCUGAGUCAUCACUGCUCCCGAAUCACAGGUGAUGGUAGCUGCUGUACCUCCUCCUCAAUAGUCCGCCCCUCACCGUUAGCAUUUGGACCUCUCUCAACGUAGAAAUCUGCCUGUCUCUCAGGCUGGCGCACUGUAUCGUGUAUAAAAGCUGCAGCCUCCUUGCCUGCUUCAGACAGACCUGAAAGAUAGCAUCCGUCUCACGCCCUUGGGGGACCUGUGCUGGCCAGUCCCCACGCUCUGCUUGCCACAGGCCGGGACGGGGCUCUGGCUGGGUGUCAGGAGGGGGUGGGGGCUGGCACUCUCUGGGAUUAAUGGAAUGGGUUCACAAUGUUCCUUUUCCUGUCCCUCCAGUUUCUGUGUUGCAUAUUUGUGUUGAACUCUGAAACCUAUUAAAAUGAACUUGAGGGACUUUCUGUGAUAUCCA
Chinchilla lanigera (long-tailed chinchilla) is the source of this 4023-nucleotide messenger RNA. Its product is annotated as microtubule-associated tumor suppressor candidate 2. Gene Ontology annotation, cellular component: nucleus; cytoplasm. Lineage: Eukaryota; Metazoa; Chordata; Mammalia; Rodentia; Chinchillidae. Gene Ontology annotation, molecular function: microtubule binding. The transcript has 9 exons. The record is from RefSeq and is a predicted model, not a curated record. Bases 350 to 1396 code for a protein of 348 amino acids.